UGUCCGCAGUCUCUGGCCAUCUCCUGUACUGUGUCCGCAGUCUCUGGCCAUCUCCUGUACUGUGUCCGCAGUCUCUGGUCAUCCCCUGUACUGUGUCCGCAGUCUCUGGUCAUCCCCUGUACUGUGUCCGCAGUCUCUGGUCAUCCCCUGUACUGUGUCCGCAGUCUCUGGUCAUCUCCUGUACUGUGUCCGCAGUCUCUGGUCAUCCCCUGUACAGUGUCCGCAGUCUCUGGUCAUCCCCUGUACAGUGUCCGCAGUCUCUGGUCAUCCCCUGUACAGUGUCCGCAGUCUCUGGUCAUCCCCUGUACAUGUCCGCAGUCUCUGGUCAUCCCCUGUACUGUGUCCGCAGUCUCUGGUCAU
Staurois parvus is the source of this 360-nucleotide messenger RNA. NCBI's taxonomy places the organism in Eukaryota, Metazoa, Chordata, Amphibia, Anura, Ranidae. The record is from the annotation of a GenBank genome assembly.